Molecule: messenger RNA, 1164 nt
Organism: Wickerhamiella sorbophila
Lineage: Eukaryota; Fungi; Ascomycota; Dipodascomycetes; Dipodascales; Trichomonascaceae
Product: Putative steryl acetyl hydrolase mug81
Exons: 1
Coding region: 1-1164 (387 amino acids)
Source: RefSeq, a predicted model, not a curated record
AUGGACAGCAAAGAUAACGAUAUUCACACAGUAAACCCGCGGGAGCUCGUCGGACCCUGGGAUUUUAAAGAGAGGCAGUAUCUGCCCGCUUUGACAUGGUCGCAAAAGCUGAACUUUGUCCGCGUAAUGGGCUCUGUGCCCUUCCGGGUUGUAUGGUGGACCAUCAAGUACUUUAUGCCCGGAGGGUACCGCCCCGUGAGGUACAAACGGCGGAUUAUGAACCUGGUCAUGGCCUACACCCUGAACGCGCUGUCUCUCCCGGAGUUACGCUUGAUUCUGCCCGUGGUACCCCUGCGCAGGUUCUUGGAGAGUCGGGCCCUCCGGGCCUUCGCUGGUCUGCCCAAUUUCAACCACUACUUCCACGCGGAUGACACUAGUGCCCGGUGGAUCACUGAGGUUAACGGACGCCGCAAGGAGGAUCCAGUGAUUUUGUACCUGCACGGCGGUGGGUUCUUCUUGAAGACAAUGCCCGAGCAAAUCACUUGGAUGUGCAAGCUUGUGGAAGCGCUGCCCCAGCACAGACUGUCUGUACUUGAAUUGGACUACACAGUGAGUCCCCAGGGCCAGUACCCCGUCCAAUUGAACGAGGCCCUUAGUGUGUACAAAGAGCUCACCAAGACCUGUUCCAAAAUUAUCAUUCUCGGCGACUCGGCAGGUGGCAACUUGGCUUCCAGUCUCACGGCCCACAUGGUCAAGAACAAUUCGCCGCUUCCGCGCCCCUGGAGUGUCGUCUUAGUUUCUGCGUGGACUGAGUUCGACAGGGUGGAUGGCUCAGCUAUCACCAACAAAGACUACGAUUACUUGAACCUGGACAAUAACGACACCCUCACCAUGUACUACGCAGGUACCAGAGACAACCUCAAGAACCCCUAUGUUAACAUGUGGGUUGGUGGUAGCGAGUUCUGGCAGGGCGUUUUCCCUGAGCGGACCAUAGCGGUGUGGGGCGAUAAGGAGCUCUUUAGAGACGGAUGCCGCCGGUUCGCCAAGAUGGCCGAUAUCAAGCACACCUUCGAGGAGCCCAACGGCGUUCAUGACGUGUUGAUGGUUGGCUUCAGAGCACCGUCCAGCAAGUUCAUUACUCAAACCCUUGAUAAGUGGCUCUCGGAGCCUGAUCGGGUAGCGCCAAAGGCCACUUCGUCCUCUGUUUCUUCUUCUAGAUUGUAG